Sycon ciliatum is the source of this 4010-nucleotide messenger RNA. RefSeq lists its product as uncharacterized. Gene Ontology annotation, biological process: regulation of transcription by RNA polymerase II. The transcript is spliced from 7 exons. Lineage: Eukaryota; Metazoa; Porifera; Calcarea; Leucosolenida; Sycettidae. The record is from RefSeq and is a predicted model, not a curated record. Gene Ontology annotation, cellular component: nucleus. Gene Ontology annotation, molecular function: RNA polymerase II transcription regulatory region sequence-specific DNA binding; DNA-binding transcription factor activity, RNA polymerase II-specific. The coding region runs from base 286 to 3063 and encodes 925 amino acids.
UUCUUCCCUUCAUUUCGGUGUCCCUCCAUCCAGCGGGAGGGUGUUGUUGGCGAGAUAGUUGAUCUAGUUAGGCCAGAGACCGAGAGCGGCGCUUGCUGGCAUACAGCGCUAGUUCUCUUAGGUCAUGGCCGUCUUGUGAUCAGUUGUCCAGACGCUGCUGGGUGUAGGAUUGCUUGUAGUUUCUCAGUCGUCGUGAGCUGUGAACUGGGGCGUUCCGUCACUGUGGGCAGCUUGUCUAUACAUUGGCAGUGGCAGAACGGUGUUACUGUGUCAUUGUUACCUACCAUGUCGCUGCGGACGGCGCCGACAACACCAACCACUCCGAGCGGCAGCGAUAUCUCGCUGCAGACGCCCGCCAAGCGUCGAUCACGCAAACAAGACAUCAAGAACGAGGUAAACCCGGACUCGCACUUCCAGGUACAGCUGACAAGCAGCAGCGGAAGCAGUCCAACAGCGUCUGCAAUGCCUUCAUUUCCAACUCCAGCACACCCUCCACUCCAGCAGCAAACUCUGAAUGAGGUUGGAAAUUCUCGGCGAAAAUCCACGGGUGGUAGCAUCCCGAAUUCUAAAGAUCGCCCCAAAACCAAACGACAAGUGGCAAGCCGGAAACGCAAGAGUCUCCCUGCGGACUCUGACAAUGAUGGCUCGAGUAUGAGCGCCUUGGAAGAAUUGCAGAGCAAAGAGAAUCAGGUGUACCUGGAAAAGUACAUUCUUCAUCGCUGCUCCCCAUCAGAUGAGCCGCUUAGAUACCGUGCAGUGGAAAUCCAGCCAAACCGGGAGCAGCUGCAGGAAUUGUUUGCUGCAGCAACUGAUGCAGCUGCAGUGCAGCACCACGCUGAACACGCGCGGUACGAAUGGAUUGCUGACCAGCCACCAGUCAUAGACCAGUCAUUGGUUGGCAAGAAGUUCCUGGCCAGGACCAAGCCUUGGCAAGAGGAAAUUUAUGGUGUAGCUGAGGUCAUCAGCCUGACGGAUUCCGGGUCGGCGAAGAUACGCUUUCUGAAUGAAGAAGGUGUCGGGACUCAGCAAAGCAGAGUUCCUGCGCACUGUCUCAGACUCUAUGUUCCUAUUCCCCUGAUAGAGCUUCGUAUGAUACUGGAGGCCAAGUGCAAUCAGCCUGAUGUACGUCGUCAGAACGGUGAUAGUGAUGGCAAUGACGAUGAGGUUGCCGACAUCACAGAACGCGCUCAACGUGCUAACAUGCCUCUGAACAGCGUGGCCUCUCGCACACUUCCGAAUGCCAGCAGCAGCGCCCAGGGGUUCAAUCGAGACCGGGAAACGAGAACGCCGAAUCGAAUAUUUCGCACGCCGAGCAUCCGCACGCCGGGCCCCAGCUAUCCAGAUCGGAGUCAGCAGUUUGUCAAGGGCGACAUUCUCUGCCUGGGCAACAUGUCGCGCAAGCGUUACAACGGCUCCCAGUGGCGUUCACUGUGCCAGCACAGCGAAGGGUGUGACAGAGAGUCUCAGAGAGGCGGCAGCUGCUCUCUGCACAGCAAGGGCGAUGCGUCCAGAAAGUCAUCUACAGGAGAAUAUGCUCCAUUCCCGACUCCAAGCACAGCGAAUGGAUCCUUCAGUCAACAGGUCACACCUUCAAAAGAGUUCAACGCCUUACGGCCGGAAAGCGCUCGUGAAGAAGCAGCCCAUGGCCUGCUUGAGCUCUCCGCAGGCGGUAAGGACAAGCAGCAACGUUCGUUGGCAUCCAGCUGUUCCACGCAGGACGCGUCGCCCAUGACGAGCAUCGCCAAGCCGCUGCUGUUCACCACCAACGUGUCUCCGCCAAGCGGCGCCGCACAGCCGGCGGUUACGAUAGGUCACGCGGCGCCGUGCAGCCUGGUCAACAGCAGUGUGAUCAACAUGGUGCCGACAAGCGGGGUACAGGUGAUGCCCAUGAUGCCCAUGCAGUACGGACGCUACCAGCCGCCGCCGCAGUUCUUCAUGCAGCCCGAUGGUCCCGGCGUCAUGGCGCGUCAGUCCCCACGUGUCAUGCUGUACCCGGGAACUUCGCCAGCACUCGGUACCCUAUCGACACCUGGUGGACUUCUACAAGUGCAACCUCAGCCACCGCCACCCCCGCCGGGUAGCUUCAUGCAGUUCCCGGGAGUACACGCACCGGCAGCAUUGCAGCCAGCGCCCGCAGGCCCAAUGCCACCGCAGUACAUGCAUCCCGGCCUCAUGCAGCACACCGGCAGCGGCGGAGAGUACUGCUUGCCCACGUCACUCAUGUCCAGUACUGGUACGCCUACUCUCCCCGCGGUGGGCAAAGUGGAUAGUCUUCCAACUCCCAUGACCGCAUCACUGUUCAACACGACUGGAGGUAUUGGUGGUGUUUCAACUAUAACGCCACAGCCGAAUCAGCUGUACAACCAAGCAGUGGCUAGCAGUGGAGAGCCAACUAGCCAGGCUACCACCACCAUCCCUCAGAGUAGUGAGAGUCGUGUGCCCUUCUAUCGAGUGGGAAUAUCAACUUCAGCUCCACGUCAACCGGCCAAGUCCGAUGGAGCUGGUACACAGACUGCUCUGGGAACGUGUUCUGCAAGCAGCUCCUCGCAGACACCACCAAAAACUCCUGAAAACUGUGAGGGAAACAAGCCUUCCGUGCUAGAAACAGUGAAUGAGAACCAGGAACUGGGACCAGCCCCCAACACAAUGCGUAGUGCUAGGCGCUCGCUCUUUCCUGACAACACUGGACAACCGGUCUUGCAAGCGCGCAUCGCCAACCCAUCACCGUCCUCUCAGCUUGGCGAUGUGUGGUCGACUGUGCUGCCAGAAGCGAAAGGCCCUGGCUAUGUCCAUGCUGCCACUGUGGCCGCCCCGAUUGCCAAUGCUGUCCCCACGGCUAUGGCAAGCAGUGCCGCACAUGACACAGGAGUACAUCGAGAUGUAGCCGAUGCUGCUGAUGAAUCCGGUGACCAAUCUUCACAACUGUCGAAUAGAAGCUGCCGAUCUCGAUUCAACGAUAAAGAUGAUUGGUGCGCCAACUGCGUCACAAAGAAAAAUGGCUGUAGCCGAUACAAACCUGAGCACAAAUUGGCACGCGCCCGUAGCCGACGUGGCAAAGCCUGAUAUUCAUGCGCAUGGUUGCUUCCUUUUCUCUACCCUUCUGCUCAUUUUGUUUUUAAAACUUGAGGACACUUUUGCAUUAAUAUUUUUUUACAAUGGCAUGUGUGCUGCAUCGUUGACGUGUUUUGUGUUUGUUUAGCACGUUGCACAUCCUAUCAUCUUAUUAACAUUGACACACUAUUAGAACAGUAGAGAAUUGAGGACUAUGGCUGUUCGCCGCAUCCGUUUACUAACAAGCAUCUCCUUGAGAAACACAGUGGUGGCUUGAGAUACACGUCCAUUUUUUAUAUCAUUUAUUGUGUGUUAACCGUUCACUGUGGAGAUGCACGCGUCUUCUCUCUGCUUUUCAACUUGUGUGUGCUAGUCGGUGGAGUCCUUGUCCGCAACUCGGCUUUGGCACUGUUGUCAUCAUUGUCGUCAGUUUUGUUUUGUUGUUGCUACUGCUCAGUGCCUGCUGUCACAUCCUUACCUUAGUUUGCUGUUUCAGUCACUGCACUGUAACAUCAUCAGGCUAGUUGUUGAUGGUGGUGUCACGCGGCUUGGCGGUUGUUCUUACUGCUAGCUUCACAGCGCCAUUCGAUCCGUGUGCGUGUGUGUGUGUCCGCGCGCGUGCGUGUGUGUGUGUGCGUAUGUGUGUGCGUAUGAACGUGCGUAUGUGUGUGUGUGUAUGUGUGUGUGUAUGUGCCCAUGCACUGGAUUGACUUGUGCACAUACACCCACAUACUGCACAGGUGUGCUUCAAGUCUGGCUGCUGGCUACUCCUCUGCUAUUUUUCGUCUAGUGAAGAUCUGGUUUCUGCUUUGCAUGCAUACAGUUUACUUUGUGUGAUGGUGAUGGUGAUCACGGAAGAACUCUAUUCUAUCUAAAGUUAUGAUUUGUGGCUUGUCGCUUUUCCACGCUCUAUUCUCCAUUGUUACCUCUAUUAUCAGAGCCAAAUGGGCUCAUCAUCA